Molecule: messenger RNA, 555 nt
Organism: Knipowitschia caucasica
Lineage: Eukaryota; Metazoa; Chordata; Actinopteri; Gobiiformes; Gobiidae
Source: the annotation of a GenBank genome assembly
AUGUGGCCUUUCAAUGAUCCAUUUUGGGCGAUUUACUGGCCAGGAGGGCAAGCUAUUUCUAGAUACCUAAUGGAUAAUCCAGAUGUGUGUAGAGGCAGAUCAGUGCUGGAUCUGGGAAGUGGAUGUGGAGCUUCAGCGAUUAUGGCCAAAAGGUGUGGAGCUGAGCACGUGACUGCCAAUGAUAUUGAUACAGUUGCAGGAGUUGUGACCAUCAUGAAUUCAGAGCUGAACAAGUUGGAGCCUCCCGUCUGUUCGGCUGACAACAUGAUAAGUUCAGAGCCCAAGCCCUUUGACCUGAUCCUUCUGGGCGAUAUGUUUUACGACGAGACUCUGGCCACUACGCUUCACGGCUGGUUGGAUCGCUGCAUUCAAACUCAUAAUACUACGGUGCUCAUUGGAGACCCAGGGAGGGCGGCGUUUGAGGGGCACAACUUUCACCGGGACCUGCAUCACCUGGCCCAAUAUGAACUGCCACAAUCGGUGAGAGAGGAGAACUACGGUCUCGUCCACAGCAGUGUUUGGAGCUACAGACCCAGACUUCAAGGAAAACAAUGA